This is a messenger RNA of Homarus americanus (American lobster), 4941 nucleotides long. RefSeq lists its product as uncharacterized. Bases 35 to 826 code for a protein of 263 amino acids. The transcript has 4 exons. NCBI's taxonomy places the organism in Eukaryota, Metazoa, Arthropoda, Malacostraca, Decapoda, Nephropidae. The record is from RefSeq and is a predicted model, not a curated record.
GGAUCCAGCUGCUUCAAAACGCACCAAUGUCAAAAUGGCGCAAGUGAAGUCCACCCGGAUAAGUCUAAUAUUAUGGGUGUUUUGUGUGUGCGUGUGCAUCGCGAGUGCCAAGGGGGACACCACUAGUGAUAGAGUAAACCCCGAAAACCAACACGAUGGCCAAACAACCACAGUGCACCACAAGUCUACCGCCACCCAAAAAAAACACAGUCCAAAGCCACUGCUAACGACUGGCGAUGUUGAUGAGCAAGAAGGCGUAUACAGCCCCUCAAGUAGCAGUAGCAGUAACAUUAAGACGAGCUCGGACUGGCAGGGCAGCAGUAGUCAAGGCAGUAGCAAUGGGGGGUCGGUGAAAGAGGCAGCCAACAAGAGGAACAUCAGCAGUCAGGGCAGUGGAGCAACUGCCCAGGAACUGAGAUCAACUACUUCCCUGGCGGGGAACCUCCUGUUGUUGCUCAUCUCCGUCGUCAUCGCUGGUUCUCUCUUCGUUACGCUCCUCUGCUUCAUACACAAGUGGAAGGAGAACAUGGGCACAGCGCGGUACCCGCGGGUGGUGUACUCGAUGCUGCGGCAGAGCGAGGAUGAACCCGAGGACGUUCUGGGCGAGAUCCUCAUCAACAUUGGUCUCGCAGCCCCCGAGGACUCGAGACCUCUUACUCCUUCCUCCUCAGAGACGUCAGACUCACCCGAGGCCUCUGACCACGAGGUGAAUAUCAAUGAUUUGGAUGGGUCAAAGUUCACCACCAUUCCGCUAAGGUCAGAAGAGGCUGCCAAGAGACUCAUGGUCCAAGAACCAGAAGAAUCUGAUGAGGAACUUCUGCAGUAGAUGUCCCUCCAGGAAAAUCAUUUCUACAUAUCUCUGCUGCAAGAUGGUGUUUUUUCAGUGCCACAGCUUAUAGCCACGCAUAAGUGGAGAAGAGUGAAAGAGUAAGAAAAUGGGAGUGAGCGACUGAGAGAGUAAGUGAAUAUGUGUAUUGAGAAAACCUUCCGAUAAAGGUGCUUUUAUUAACUUUGAGUGUCAUCAGGCCCACGAUCAUGAGAGAGCCCAAGGUGACCAGCUUUUUGGACUACAGAAUAUCAAAUAUAUAUUAUUAUGUAUACAGUACAAUCAUACGUGUCCAUCCCUAGUACACUUUCCUAUUAUCAUGCAGUUUCUGGGUAAAGUAAUCUGGCAGUUUAGAUUUAGGACCUGUUUUCAUCCUCAGUUAUUGGAACAAAAAUGCACAAAAAUGAUACAGUAGUUAGAUUUACAGUAUAUCGCUGAAUGAUGAAAAAUUAAAAUGUGUAGCACUUUAUUACAUAGCUUAUUUAGAAUCUAUACAUGUUCAUUGUGUGCUCUAUGGGUGGUGAUUGUAGUGGUUGUAUAUACCAAUAGCAAUAAUGUUAAUUUUAAUUAAUUAUUAUUUUGUUUGCCACUCUAAAAUUCCCCAGCUGGAUCACCAACUUCCUUAGGACUCUAUUUUGUCAUCCGUCAUUUCUCCGUCCGGUAAUCAGGUCCUUUAGCAAAAGAUUGAUAUUAACAAUCAAUCUCAGUCCAUUGUAAUGAUCUGUUAGUAUGGUUGUAAUAAUACUAAAUUCGUAAGAUGAUCCCACACUCAAACGGCAUCCUGCCUGUGGGGUGUGAGGACAAGAGAGCCAGACUAAGAUCAUAGCAAUGUGACUUAUUUUUAUAGACUGGUAAAGUGUAAGGGGCAGUAAGUAUGACAACAGUGCCACACUACAUGACACACAUGACCUUUUUACUUCAUGACACGCUAAAAUUGUCUUGUACAGUAUACUGCACAGUAAGUGAAAUUUCAAAAGAAGCUUUCUCAUGUAUUACUAUGUGUCUGAGUUGACCAUCAUAAACAUACAUAUGCAAAACAAUUUUACUGAUAGGGCAUGUCAUGAAUUAAAAGAAAUAUUGGGAUAUGUUUUACUCAAGAAGAGGUUUGAAAACAAAAUAAAUGAGAAGUAGGAUAAUAAGUAAAGCGCUUUAUUUAUAUAGAAAAUUAGGAUAGAUAAACUUCAUCAAAGAACCGAACAUGAAAAAGUUGAGGUGAAGAGAGGAAGAACUUGUGGAGAUAGUAGGGACACCAGUUUGUUGAGAUAACAGGGAACAGUGGUGGUACAGAUAACUGCAGGGCUGAUCAAUACUGUAUUGUCAUUUCAACUAAGAUCUCACCUUAAUAUGGAGCAAUAAGAACAAAUGAGAUUUGGAGUAGAAGAAAAUACUGUAUCAUCACAACUGCUAGGCAACAGGUAACCUGAUAUCUGAGGCUGUAAGUUACUACAGUACUUCCACAGUUAAUAGAUUAUUUCAUUAGGUUAAAUUGAUGCAGAUGACAUGUAGAAGAGUUAAUGGUGUAAUGUACUGUACAGUAUAUUCUAAAAAUUAGGAAACAAAUAUAGCAUCAUAACCUAUGGUAAUAUGCCACAUUAUGGAGUUUUGUGCAGAAUGUAUCUCUGUUUUUCCCACAACAAGUUAAGAUAAUAAGUUAACAAUUAUGAAAGUUAUCGAGGUGUUUUCCGACACAUCCUGGUUAACAUACAAGGGAUGCUGUACUCUGUCUAUCAUGUGAAAACUGAUCCCCAUAGUUCUUUAGAUACUCAGUCAAACUGGACACAAUAGUUAAAUUUAUUUUUUUAACAAAUCCCCCUGAAAAUAUUAAGUACGUACUGUACAGUAUUGUACAGUACAACAAGGAGUCAAGUGAUGUACUGUACUGUAUAAUGACCAUAGUUUUGUAAGUACUGUACUGUACUGUAAAUAUAGUGCAAAAUUUAACUACAUUACCUGUUUUAAAGAAAGGUCACAACAUCCUGAUUGCAACAUCAAUCAUGCCUAAUAGCAGGCAAGCACAGUCACCCACAAAAGUCCUGCCUUCUCUCCCCUUCAAACAUGAACCCCGAGAUUCAGGCUUGUGAACCUGAAGCAGUAGACACUGAUGCAUUAUUCGGCCCAUAAAAGCUUCAGAUUAACGAAUCUGAAUCUCGGGGUUCAGGAGGCGAGGAGACAGGAUUUUUGUGGUUGACUGUACCUAUAACUAUGACAUAGAACAUAAUGCUUGCAAACAGAUCACAGCAAGAACUACAGUACUUGCAGCAUUACACUUGCAGUUAUACACCAAUCAGGUUUUAUGAAUACUUGACACACUAAUAUUCCAUUUAAACAAACAAAGAUUACAGCAGUAACUUGUCAUGAUCCCAAUACAGAUAUGUUGACUACAAUGGAGAUUAUAACAAAAUCUUCAUACAUUCAAAUACAUAACUAUGACUAUGUAACCAAGACUUACAUUAACUGCACUAGUAAUAAACCUUCAGUCCCUUCACUCUGCCAGUAAAUGAACCUUGGAAAUGUUAAGCUCUCAUGAUGGUGGCCUGUGGUGAGUUUACCUGUCCAACCCUCGCUAUAUUUGGGCAAACUUGAUGGUGUGCUUAUGAGGCCAAGUCCAUGCUCUCAUUCUGAAUGUAAUAGAGAGCACAAUACUAAAAUUAGAGAAUUGCCUUUGCAUAGAUUAUUUACCUACUGCCUGGGUUAUGUAGCUAAUGCAUGAAUCUAAAACUGUAUGUUAAAUCCUCAUUACUCGAUGAACAUAGAAUGCAUUAGGGAGCUAUAAUGAUUGUUGACAACCAAUUAUAACUUUUUGUCCACCCAUGAUGUGUAUGUUAAAUAAUUUUUAUACUACUUAAUUACAAAUAUGUGAAUAAAACUACAGUACUUUAUUAUAACCUUGCUUAAGUUAUAUACAAGUGUGAUCAUGUAGCUUCAGGGAUAUUACAUGGAAUACACUACUCUAGCUUAGCUUCUGAAAUACAGUAUGUAUGACAUGAAAUACUUAGCUUCUAAAAUAUGUAUGAAUGUACAAUAAUGAUGUACAUGGAUAUAAACAAACAUUGAUAUAGUUGGCUUACAAAUGAUGUGUAUAAAUAUACUGUAUUGCAAUCUUGACCAUAUCAAGAUACAGUACUGCACAGUACUAUUAAUUCUACCCAGUGUGGCAGUCAUGGCAGUGUUGGACUUAGCCUGGAUCACACCAUCAGUACACCUACCCUUCCAUUACAUCGUUAUACAGUACCCAUGUGUAUAAGUGUCUCCUAGAUGGUAGGUGGUGUCUUAAUGCAUACAGCUGUAGCUAAGUCACAUAAUUUUAGAUAUUUUUUAAGUUUUGCAAUGUGUAAAACUACAUUACAAACUGUGUUAUUUUGAACAAAUGUAUACUGGUAUCUUAUCAUGUUGUAUGGCAAUACCUUAUGAAAAAUGUUCAGAUGGUUGAAUGUCGACUAUUUUUUCAUUGUCCAAUAGAAAAUCAAUCUCAUUUUGAAAGAUAUAUUUGUAUUUUUUGUCCUUAGGCUGUUAAUCCAUUUUAAAGUUGAAUGCCUACUGGAAUCCUUUGAGGUGCCUCUUGCCAACAUCCCUGUCGUCCAACCCCUCCAAGGCAAUGCAGCUCUUUCUUGGUGUGCUGAAUAAUUAAUAUUUUGCUAGAACCAUGAACAUCUCCUUGGUGAGCUCAAUUACACCACUACCCUAAAUACUUCCCCCUGGUGAAUUAUGGUAAUUGUUGUGAAGACUAAUUACAAUAACUUAUUGUUGAAGUAUGUACUGGAUAACUAAAAUUUUAAGAUGUUUUGUGGAACUUGUCUCAUAGACACAAAGGAUAUCUUCACAUGGUAAGUGAAGGCUUACCAAUAAUCUGAUUAACAGAUCCUGUAAACAGAACUUCAUCAAGACCCUGAAUAGCUUGUUCUUAGUGAGCUGAGCUUUACCAAGCCCUUUUAUAUCUUCUCCUUGAUGAACAUCAUUUCAAUAAGUCCCUGAGUGGCUCCAAGUUGAGUUUCAACAGAACCCUGAGUAACUUCUUGGUGAGCCAAGUAUCAUCAAGGCAUUAACCAGUAAUGUAAUGUGUACUGUACAUCUGUAUAAAUAUGUUUGCUGUACAUAAAAGUUAAAUUCUUUUUCCA